This is a messenger RNA of Astyanax mexicanus (Mexican tetra), 2027 nucleotides long. RefSeq names its product growth associated protein 43 (gene gap43). NCBI's taxonomy places the organism in Eukaryota, Metazoa, Chordata, Actinopteri, Characiformes, Acestrorhamphidae. The record is from RefSeq and is a predicted model, not a curated record. Bases 402 to 1115 code for a protein of 237 amino acids. Gene Ontology annotation, biological process: regulation of growth. The transcript has 3 exons. Gene Ontology annotation, molecular function: protein binding.
AGAGAGAGAGAUAGGAGGGGUUUAUAGGGUGGCUUUAGUAGUCAUUGUUAGGCGGCGUGUCUCACAGCGGACUACUGGCGGAGUGUGUGUGUGUGUGUGAGAGUGUGUUUGCGCGAGAGAAAGAGAGAGAUAGAGAAAGAGAAAGAGAGAAAGAGAGAGAAAGAGAGAGACAGCGCACUCGUGUGUGUGUGGGCCAAGUGGAAUGAGUAAAAGCAUCAGACGCCUCAGCUGUUGAUACAGCCAGGAGUGUGUGAGUGAGUGUGUGAGCGAGAGAGAGAGAGAGAGGGAGAGAAGGAGUGAGAGAGAGGGAGAGAGAGAGAGAGGAGUGCAAAGAGGAAAAGAGGAAGGCAAAGAAGGCGGAAAAAGAAGGAGGAAAAGAAAAAAGAAGGGAUAGUCCAAGUAUGCUGUGCUGCAUAAGAAGAACGAAGCCGGUGGAGAAGAAUGAAGAGGCUGACCAGGAGAUCAAGCAAGAUGGCACCAAACCAGAAGACAAAGCCCACAAGGCGGCCACCAAGAUCCAGGCCAGCUUCCGGGGACACAUAAUCCGGAAAAAAAUGAAGGACGACGACAAGGAGGAGGACAGUCCCGCCGCCCCGGACGAGUCAGCAGAGGCGGCUGAGGCGGCCGAGGAGGAACCCAAGGAAGGGGAGGCAGAGGAGGAGAAGAAGAAGGAGGAAGCCAAUUCUCCAGCCACGGAGAAGCCAGCUGAGGAGGCAGGCGAGGAGAAGGCCAAGAGCCCCGUGGCCGAUCCGCCCGCCAACUCUCCGGCAGCUGCCGACGAAGCCAAGGCUGAAGCCCCCGCUGCCACCUCCCCCUCAGAACCGCCCGCCAAGCAGGAGGUCAAGGAGGAGACCAAGGAAACGGAGAAACCUGGAGAGGCACCCGCCGCCACGGAGGCCGAGAAACCCGCCGAGAAUGUAACCGCCGACAAGAAGGAGGAGGAGGAGAAGGUGGAAGCCAAACAAGCCGACGUGCCUGCCGCUGCUAACGAGACAGCUGAUUGUGAGGAUGCAAACCAAACACAAGACAAAAAAGAUGCUGCAGACGAGUCCGAGGCAGCGGAUGGCGCUGUUUCGGAAGCGGGGAAGGACGAGGAGAAGGACGAGAAUGCUUAAGAAUACGACAGAGUUGUAAAAUGGUAACGAAUACUUAGGAAAGGUUGCUCUUUGACCUCUGAUUGUGGAGACGGUCAGUUUUUAUUUGUUUGUCCUCUUUUUUUCGUGUGGCAAUGAUUUUUCUUACAUCUUUGGGGUGGGGGGAGGCGGGGGGAGUCUGGGGUGGGGGAGUUUCCAUAUGCAACUUGCGGCUCAAGCUAGCAGUGAAGUGAUCUGGUGCUGCUUCAACACGCGAGAGUCCGAACCCCCGUACUUUCAUCAACUUCACCAAAGGACAGACGACACACUUUCUUACUCCUAUAGCCGACCUGUUUGAACCUGGUUUGCAUUUAGAGUUAUCUCUAUCACACACACACACACACACACACACACACACACACACACACACACACACACACACACACAUACACACACACACACACACACACACACUCACUCACUUUCAGAGACACAAACACACACCUUUUCCAUUGACCAUAGUAGUAGUGCACUGCUAUAUUUAACAGGGAGGAGUAUUAUUCCCUCCCAGUGUUUCUAUGUUGAUGCAAUUGUUUUGGCCAGCAUUUCAUGGAUAGCUUGAACCCAUCCGACUCCUUGCAUGGGAAUUCCUCCUGAGUGGGGAACCUUCUCGCAGUCACGGUAACCAAAACGUGUGGCUUCUUUUUUCAAUGUCCUUGGUGUUGUUAUGACGGUUUGAUAUCAAAUUGGAGAUUAUUCCUGCGCUGAAGUUAAAAAUGAAAAGAGAAAAAGUCAAAAACCAACAACUAAAAGAAAAAAAAUGAUUAAAAACUCAGCCUUUCCUAUGUUCACGUGAGUGCAAUGUCGAGUUUGAAUCUGAAAAGGAGUUCAAUUGUGAAAAAAAGUUUCAGUGUCUGUUUUCAAAAUAAAGAAAUGUGCCAAUUAUCAUCACAA